AUGGCUUCUGAGCAAAUGCAUCGCAGAGGGAACAGCAAUAGGGUGAUAGAGAGAGAGGUUCACGUUGAGACACACAGAAAGGAGUCCAUUGCUGAUAAGGGGAGGGUAGAGAUAGAGAGUGAGAAGAAGGAGAAAGAGAGAGAGUUGGCUUCUGAUAGAGCCAGGUCUGGGAAUAUAGUUAAAGACAAAGAGGUUGAAGAAAGAAGAAGAGGGAGAGAAAGUGGUGGUGGUGUUCAGCAUGUGAGGAAGUUUGAAACAAAAGGUGAAGAGAAGAAGCGUUUAGGGGAAGAGGCUGAACUCGAGGGAAUAACAAGAGUGGUGGUGGAAAGAGAGUGCAACAAAGAGGAGAAACAAAGAAGCAUGCCAAGAGGGAAUGUAGAGGCACAGAAAGCAAGAUCAAUGGAGAGAACUAGAGAGGAAGCUAAAGGAAGAGAACAAACUGAAACCAAAGGCCAAAUCAUGAAGGGUGGUGGUGAGGAACAAGGAAGAAGAAGAGAAGAAAAUAAACAAUCCAACCUAGAAGAGAUCUCUAAGUACAGUGAAGCUCAACAGAAAACAAUGAAAGCAAUUGAAGGUGCUAAGGAGAGAUACGAGAGAGCACAACAAGAAGCAAGUAAAGCAUCCAAAGAGAGAAACGGUCAGGCAAAUGAGGGGGCUGAAGAAGGCAGAAGAGAAAGUGGUGGUGAUGUUCAUCAUGUGGCUAAGUUUGAAACAAAAGGUGAAGAGAAGAAGGAUUCGGUGGGAAAAGCAGAACUCGAGGGAAGAACAAGAGUGGUGGUGAGAAGAGACUGGAACAAAGAGGAGAAACAAAGAUGCAAACCAAGAUGGGAAGUAGAAGUAGAGAAAGCAAGACCAAUGGAAAAAACUGAAGAGGAAGCUAGAACAGAACAAGCUGGAACCAAAGGUCAAAUCAAGAAGGGUGGUGGUGAGGAACAAGGAAGAAGAAGAAGAGAAGAAACAUGA
This is a messenger RNA of Glycine soja, 963 nucleotides long. RefSeq names its product histone-lysine N-methyltransferase, H3 lysine-79 specific-like. The transcript is spliced from 3 exons. The record is from RefSeq and is a predicted model, not a curated record. The coding region runs from base 1 to 963 and encodes 320 amino acids. NCBI's taxonomy places the organism in Eukaryota, Viridiplantae, Streptophyta, Magnoliopsida, Fabales, Fabaceae.